AAACACACUGAAUAAUCAUUCACGUUCAUUCAAUUUUUGUCCUUUGACUCAAUAUUUUGUAAAGUAGCGUCAAUCAUGUUGCAUGUGCGCCACGUUUAUCAUUAGACGUAGGUGGUAGUAAUUUUGUGUACGAGAUACGUAAUUUGAGGACAGUGUGAGUGACGUGAUGGUUGCUCACAGUAGCAGACAAAAAUGUUUGUUUCGAUAUAGAGCUCCGUACAAGUUUAAUAGCUGCGCGGACUCCAAACGAGCAACAUGCAUCGAAUGAUUGCUAUAAUUCUCGCCCUAUUUUGCUUGAACUUCUCGCCAACCUGUCGAGCCGUCGACAUCAGUGAUUGUGGCUCGAAAGUUGGCAAACUUACGUCUAUAACACUGGACUGUGAUAUGACCAAAACUGUAUGCGAGUUAAUACCAGAUACAAAUGCAACAAUUAAGAUCGAUUUUACAGUCGAUAAAGAUGUUUCGAAAGUUAUUGCAGUCGUCCAUGGUAUUGUGAUGGACAUUCCAAUACCUUUUCCAUUACCAAACCCAGACGCUUGUCAAACUGCUGAUUCUGGCAUUCAAUGUCCCUUGAAAAAGGGAGACACGUUGCACUAUAAAAAUACAUUGGUAGUGCUAAAAUCCUAUCCUAAGGUGAGUGUUACCGUAAAAUGGCAACUCAAGGAUGAAAAUAAUGAAGACAUUAUUUGCGUGUUAAUUCCGGCACGAAUUAAAUAGAUGGUAUUAAACUACGAUCUAUCAUAAUUCUAUUUUUUAGACAACUAUACAUAUAUUACAAAAUUUAUACGAUAAGAUUAAUAAAUUGAAUUCAG
This is a messenger RNA of Frieseomelitta varia, 812 nucleotides long. RefSeq names its product NPC intracellular cholesterol transporter 2 homolog a-like. The coding region runs from base 256 to 717 and encodes 153 amino acids. The record is from RefSeq and is a predicted model, not a curated record. NCBI's taxonomy places the organism in Eukaryota, Metazoa, Arthropoda, Insecta, Hymenoptera, Apidae. Gene Ontology annotation, molecular function: sterol binding. Gene Ontology annotation, biological process: intracellular cholesterol transport. The transcript has 4 exons.